AUGAGCCUUAAUAUCUUGUGUAUGAGUGAGUUUUGUUCAAGAUAUCGAGUUCCAGCAGAUGUUAGAUCAUUAUUGAUACCAGAUAACGGAGUUCACGUUGUGGAUGAGAGGUUGUUUACACUUAUGAAAGAAUCAAAGAAGCGCAUCGCAGAAAAACAACUUGAAAGACCGAUCAAGAAAAGCUGCAAAGAGGUGUGGAAAGUGCCUGAUACGUCUACUGAUUCUCAUUUAUCAUUCUUCCAUCCGCAAUUCCAGGCAAACUCGCUUUCAGUUGAUAUUGAGUCUCACGAGAUUCUUGAAUCGGAGCAAGGCGGUUCCAUCAUCCUAUGUGAAAGCAGUGAUAUCUACGGGACUUUUAACACGAAUCAUACAGAGGACGUCGUGGAUGAGAUCUUACAGAGCAUAGAACCCUCGUUUGGCGAGAUUUUACAAUCGUGGACAGACGACCAGCAGUGCAGUAGCCCGCCGCACCCCUAG
Messenger RNA from Lachancea fermentati, 477 nucleotides. The record is from the annotation of a GenBank genome assembly. Lineage: Eukaryota; Fungi; Ascomycota; Saccharomycetes; Saccharomycetales; Saccharomycetaceae.